AUGUCAAUAAAAGUAAUAAUUAAUUUCUUGGAUCCCAUAAACAAAACUUUUAGUUUUAUUGAACCUAAUAUACUUGAGAUUGGUAGAGAUGAAGUACGUGUUGACGAUAAAGCUCUUAAUAAAAUACAAGCGAGAUUUGAAAUUAGGAAUGGUAAAGUUUAUGUUACAUCGCUUGGAUCAAAUGUAAUGAUGCGUGGAUCUGAACAAAUAAGAAAAAACAAUAAAGUAGAAGUUCAACAUGGCGAGACAUUAACAUUAAUGCAGACAAAAUAUCCAUUUACAGUGUCCAUCUUAUUACAAUCAAAAGAACAAAGACAAAGCAAAGAUAAUUUCACAACCUCAAAGUCUUCUUCAUUCUCGACGAUUAAAGAUGAUGAUUUGACGAUUAAAGAUGAUCAUUCUACAUUUAAAGAUGAUAUUACUCAUUUGUCACCAUCAUACCAAUUUUCGAUUGGGGGAGUAUCUUCACAAGGAUCUUCUGGAUCACUUUCUAAUGAUGUUAAUCGUGAAAGUGAUGACGAAAUAAAGGCAGUGACAGCAAUAGUAAAAAAUGAAAAUUUUGAUGGAAAUAAAAUUAAAAAAAAGAAAUCCUCUGAUACACCAAAGGUCUAG
Messenger RNA from Entrophospora candida, 612 nucleotides. The record is from the annotation of a GenBank genome assembly. NCBI's taxonomy places the organism in Eukaryota, Fungi, Glomeromycota, Glomeromycetes, Entrophosporales, Entrophosporaceae.